AUGAAAGUAUCGAUCAAAGUAUCUCUAGAUCGCUGGGAGAAAACACUGUUAACCGACUUCCAAAAGACUUUUCUGGAAGAUGGCGGGCAGCCGAAGCCCAGUUCAGCAGCCGAUGAUGAGCUAUCCAAGAUUUUCGACAAUUGGUGCUGGGUCAACAAGUUGCGUGAAGAUUUAGGGGAGAGGCUCAAAAGUAAUCCCAGGAGGCUUCGCCUGGACUCCGAAGCCGUGUGGGUACUUGUGUGUCGGUGGAUGUCUCGCUGGGAAACCGGCCAAGCGUGCCACUCUCGCCUGUCUCAAUUGCAUCGGGACAACCCAAACCUCGAGGCGCAAUUAACACACGCAAAAUUCGAUCCUUGCAUCGCCGAGAGCGCGAUCAUCCGACCGGCCAAGGACCAGAAAUUCUGGAUUAUUGCCUCUCGCGCCAUGCACUGCCUUCGACCCGCCUGGCGCGGCUUGUCGGACGGAGAGUCAUUGCCAGACAGGUGCCGACGGUACACUAUCCACAACGGCUCAGCUGCAGAUCCUCGAGAGUUGUUGCUUACAACCAUGGGACUCAACAUAGUCCUUGGCGGCAGCAACGACCCUUGGGUCGCCGCUCCGGAGGCGGAGCUCACCACAUCGGCUCCGAACCCUCACGAUGAGUUGAACGUUGGUGCUGAGCCCGUCUCCGAUAUUAAGACGCUGGCUGAGAGACCUGGAACUAUGGCUCACGAUGGCCAUGGCCGUAUCGGAGGGGGCAGCAACGAUACCGCCGAGGCCUCCUCUUCCUACUCUGCGUUCUUCGAGACAGUGCAGCCCAUGGUGAUUCCUCACCAUCAACAUCAACCUAUGUCCCACAGCCGCUCCGAUACCAAGAUGGCCAGGGCCACACUGAAGUCCAAACUCGUCAUCGGCAAUGAUGCCUCAACUCCCGAUAUGGCUCUCGAGAGACUCCUGAGGGUGCUGUCCUCGAACCCCUUACCCCCCUACGACGAGCUCGGAUCGCCGACAGAAGGUGCCGUGCAUGAGGCAGCGCCAGGUUCUGACGACACCAGCAAAAUCUCGGCACGCACCUACCGAGUUUUUCAGAUAUGGAGCCUGACGAGAAUGGCAGCUAUGGAAUGUAGGCGACAAAUACGCCAUGCUACUGCGGCAGACCACGAGGAGUUAUAUUUGUCGUUCACAUUUCCCACUACUUGGGAGGACCCUGGCAUGUGGCUCGAGUUUAUCCCCUUCCGUGAGAUGGCCUACUCUGGCAUCGUCGCUCCCGGCUCUGAGCUCCUGUGGAACACCGACAGACAGCUCCUCCUGGACCACCACCUCUUUACUGAGGAAGAGGUCUUCAAAUACUGCGUUGAGAAUAGCUUUGAGUUUCCCGGGUAUAAAAAGGAGGACUCGGUCGUCUUCAUUGCAUCCGAGCUUUCUGGGAUAUACGGCCAGCUCGAAUUAGAGUCUCUUUGGAACGACUGUGCCGUGACGGCUGACCCGGAUAACGGGACAUGGUAUCUCCUCGAGACGAUUCCCGGAAGGAAGUUCCGAAAUCUUGCGUCAGAGUUCGGAAUCAAUGCAGCCCGGGCACAUUUCAGACGGAUAGUUGACCAGAAACGCCACGGACAAACUCUCCAGCUAGCAGAUAUUCUCCAAGGUACGUACAACUCUGCGAACGCAGAGUGGCUGGAAAGGUAUUGCGGCCUCGUGGACGCCAUCAACUUCGCCGAUAUAAGCUUGGAAGCGACAACCCCACUGGGCGGUCGGAAUCUCGACGUAUAUCGCGCCACGUGGACCUGUCCUGGCAAAAUCGACAUAUCGAUGUCGCCCAAGAAGUUCGAGGUGGUCCUGAAGAGGAUAUGGCCACCAAAGCAAAAGACAUUGGAAUCAAGAUCUGAGCAGGCGCUAUUUCGAGAGUUAGAACUCUCACUUCUAGUUUCGCUCAAGGGGACAUCCUGCCUGAGCGUUCUCCACGGCCUCACUAGAGUGCCUUCGGAUCACCCCUUGUCUAAGCAUUCUGCUGAUGGGCAAGAUAGCGUCUAUCUUGUGAUCGAAUACGCUAAACACGGUCUGGAGCAGUACUUGAGUUCUCCUUCCAAUUUGCCCCGGAAAUCCACAACUAUGCACCCCAACCCCCCUAUCCUCAUUUUAGCUUAUGACUGGACUAACGACCUAUGGCACUCGCCCACGGGCAGCGACAUCCACAUGGAAAACGUUAUGAUAAGAGAAGAGACGUAUUUUCAAAGCCCCACCGUGUUAUCGAGCGAUCAAUUGGUGAUCAUCGAUCUCGGUGACAGUCGAACGCUUGAGACGUUGUCCCAAUCGAGUAACAUGUACGGCAACGCUAACUUUCGCGCCCCCGAAGUUAAGUCGAAGUCGGGCCGCUACAUGAGCAAAGAAUCCGACAUGUACGCCAUCGGCCGCGUCAUGGCCGAGGUGCUGGAAAUGGGGUGCGACCUGAUCGCAAAGGAUUCGCUCGUGCCGGCACCUCUUGUGCAUGCCGCAAAGGCCUGCCUGCGAAAGGAUGCAAAGAAGAGAGAUACGGCAGGAGAACUGGUCAAGAGACUUGACAUGAUUGGCUCGGCGGCGUUCAAGCUACUGGGAUCUGGUCAUGGGGUGAUCCAUUUUGCGGAGGCGGAAUUGGUGACAAUUGAUGGAUGGGGCGAUGAGGACGAGGACGAAGAUGAUGACAGCGAUGACAGCGAUGACGGCGACGACAGUGAUAACAGCGAUGAAGGCGAUGAUACUGAUGACGAAAACAACUAG
Molecule: messenger RNA, 2733 nt
Organism: Ilyonectria robusta
Lineage: Eukaryota; Fungi; Ascomycota; Sordariomycetes; Hypocreales; Nectriaceae
Exons: 5
Coding region: 1-2733 (910 amino acids)
Biological process (GO): protein phosphorylation
Molecular function (GO): protein kinase activity; ATP binding
Source: RefSeq, a predicted model, not a curated record